This is a messenger RNA of Alnus glutinosa, 2404 nucleotides long. Its product is annotated as cyclic nucleotide-gated ion channel 1-like. NCBI's taxonomy places the organism in Eukaryota, Viridiplantae, Streptophyta, Magnoliopsida, Fagales, Betulaceae. The record is from RefSeq and is a predicted model, not a curated record. Gene Ontology annotation, biological process: transmembrane transport; monoatomic ion transport. Gene Ontology annotation, cellular component: membrane. The transcript has 7 exons. Bases 360 to 2282 code for a protein of 640 amino acids. Gene Ontology annotation, molecular function: monoatomic ion channel activity.
UUCAUCGGUUGCCGAGAAAUUAGUCUGGAGGGAUGCGUGUGAAAACAAAAAAGAAAGACUUCAAGGAUGCAGAGUCUUAAAUCCUACAACAAAGCCAAUUUCUGCCACUCUUUGCUUUGGCAAGAUCCCCAUCUCCCUGUGCUGCAGACUGCCGAGUCCCACGAACGUUUUCUGCCCUGAAAGAAAUCAUAUAUAUAUGGUUCACAACCUGCGAGGUUGCACUUAGAUUAAUAUAUGAAAAGUGGUGUUUGUCUAAACUGUUUCUCAGUUUUUCAGGAAUCUAAACUCAUAGUACUUUUGCCGUUCUAAUAGCAGUUGGUGGGUUAGGACGUUGUAUCAAACGUUUAGAAGCUUUAGUUAUGAGUUAUAAUUGGCAUCGGCUGGAGAAAGGGAUGAGGGAUCAGGAUGAUGGAUCGGAUGAUUCAAGAAUAAAAACAAUUCUUGAUUCACAGGGGCGGUUGCUUCGAAGGUGGAAUAUGAUGAUUGCAUUGUCGUGUGUAAUUGCAGUAUCAAUGGAUCCUUUGUUCUUUUACCUUCCAAUCAGCAUUAAAAAAGUUGAAAAUAACAAGUGCUGGCGGUUGGAUAACGGAUUAAAGAUCAUAGCCUAUAGUUUACGAUAUGUCACGGAUUUCGUUAAUCUAUUGAACAUCAGUUUGCAAUUUAUUUGUCAUUACAUCGACGAUAAAGACUCUCGUAAGCUUGGAUUAACAAAGCGGUAUAAGUACUUCUUCUCGUGGUACUUCGUAAUUGACGUUCUCGCUAUUCUUCCUCUCCCACAGGUGUUAAUUCCAAAAAUUUUAUCAGUGAAGACAAGCUCUAAAUUUUUUAACACAAGGGAUUUCUUGACUGCUGUUGUUGUCUUGCAAUAUGUACCAAGAGUUUUGCGAAUCCACCGCUCGCGGAAGAUACUUACCGGGUCGGGCCUCCAACGUGUUAGGAUUGUACCGGCUGAAGCAGCUUUUAACUUCUUCCUGUAUAUCCUUGCAAGUCAUGUAUUGGGUGCCUUUUGGUACUUUCUUUCUAUCGAAAGAGAGACGGCUUGUUGGCAAAGGUGCUUUGAAAAGCCUAAUGGAUUCGGAUGUAGCCAAGGUGCUUUUAGAUGUACUGAUCAGAAUACUUGUCCGCCGCCAGCAAAUCCACCAAAUGAUCACGAUGCUUAUUUUGGAAUAUUCCUUCAAGCCGUUGAAUCUCGCAUACUGUCUAUAAGUUUUCCACAAAAGCUCGCAUACUGUCUCUGGUGGGGCUUACAAAAUUUGAGUUCUCUUGGUCAAAACCUUAAAACAAGUCCGAGUUUUUGGGAAAACUGCUUUGCAGCCUCUAUUUCGAUCACUGGAAUGCUACUGGUUUUGUACUUCAUCGGAAAUUUGCAGAUUUACAUGAAGAUUGAGCUGUCUAUGUGGUUGGAUAAUAAAAAGAAAGAGGAGACAAAGAAAGCUAAAGAGCGAGAGAUAGAGUUGUGGAUGAAGAGCAAGGAGCUCCCUCCCAAUAUAAUGCGGCGCGUCAUGCCCCACGUAGGACGCAUGAUAGAAGAAGGGAAAGAUGUUGAUGCCAGGAAUCCUCUCCCACGUCUUCCCACAGAAAUUACAAAGGAGAUUAAGCGCUAUAUGGGUGGGCCACUACUAAGGAGUGUCUUUACAGAGAUGGACGGACAACUGUUGGAUUCAAUGUGUGACCGUUUCAUGCCGGUGUUCUACACAGAGAAAAGCUACAUUGUUUGGGAGGGAGACCGAGUUGAUGAGAUGUUCUUCAUCAUUCGAGGGACGCUAUUGAUCACGACAAACAAUGGUGGAAGAACGGGCUUCUUCAAAUCUGAAUAUCGUAAGGCCGGUGACUUCUGUGGCGAAGAAAUUAUUACUAAUUGGGCUAUGGAUCCCCACUCCUCAUCCAAUCUUCCCAUCUCAACAAGAACGGUCCAAGCCCUUACAGAAGUUGAAGCCUUUGCUCUAAAAGCCGAGGACUUGAAGUUUCUAGCCUCUCAGUUCGAGCUCGGUGGCAAGCAACUUCGAGACACUUGCAGACGUCACUCUCCUGAUCAAUGGAGGAAUUGGGCAGCUUCGAUCAUACAGGCAGCCUGGCGCCGCUAUAAGUCUCUUCGGGCAGAUAAGGAGAAUAAGUUGCAAGAUGCUUUGGCCAGCUCGCUAAGUUUUGGUGCCGCCAUUUAUGCCUCACGGUUUGCUGCUAAUGCACUUUGCACACGGAAGGCAAGGGUGCUAGAGAGAAUUCCACCCGCCCACGUUGCUUCAAAAACCAGCAGAGCCCGAUUUUAUAUUGAAGAACAAUAAGGGUGUAAGAAAUUCCUUAAUGAAGUGUGUAAAGACAAGUGUCGCCCAUAUGCCACGUUAUAAAUCUCUAAACCAUAAGGUCAAAUAUGUAUACUUUACCUGUCUCUGCCAUUCGUACAUGA